Molecule: messenger RNA, 1646 nt
Organism: Siniperca chuatsi (mandarin fish)
Lineage: Eukaryota; Metazoa; Chordata; Actinopteri; Centrarchiformes; Sinipercidae
Exons: 2
Coding region: 153-851 (232 amino acids)
Source: RefSeq, a predicted model, not a curated record
UCCCGAGCUGUCAAGUGACGUUGUUAUAAUCAUCGUUUUACUCGAUGCGAGAAAAUGCAUCGGUGCCUCGGAGAGGUUGUUAAAUUCCACGAUAGAUACACCGCUAAUUUAAUAAAAGCCAACUUUGACUGUAAUUGUAAUGUUUUAACAACAUGGAGGUAAUCGAGACAAUUGUUAUACAAAGUAGUGAAGUGGAAGGAAAGGAAACGGUCGUGUCCAGUGUGGACACCGAUAAAACCAAAGCAGAAUUUAUAUGGACUCUGCAGGCUACAUGGCACCUUGUCAACACUCGACUUGAAAUGGACCAGGCUUUUGACCAGCCAGUAUGCAAGAAAAAGAAACUUUGGGAGAUGGUGGCGGAGAAAGUGAAUGCCAAACUGAGGGAGUCAGAGGUCACUGAUGUCACCGUGAAGGCCUACGAGUGUGACCUCAAGUGGAGAAACAUGCUGGCCACCUACAGGAAGAAUGCUGAGAGGGCCAAGAGGCUUGGGGCGGCCAGCGUCCACUGGGAGUUCUUCAAGGCCAUGCACGAGGUUCUGGGUAAGAGCAGGGAGGAGAUCGAAGCCCAGCGGAGGGCCAAGCUCAGUGGGACGAGAGUGGGCAAGGCCAUAGCCAACAAGAGGUUUACCCCUAUUCUCCCUACACCUCCUGCAACGGCUGCUCCCUGCUCUGCCCGGCCUCCACAGGACGUCCUACAGCUGUACAUGGAGCUGCAAGAGAGGAAGAUGAACAUGUGGGCCCAGCAGAAAGCCCUGGAGGAGAGGAAGAUAGAGGCCAUUAACAACCUGGCCCAGGCCAUCUCCAGCCUGGCUCAGAAGAACAGCACAGAGAUGUUAAAGGAUGGACAUUAGGCUAGAAGAGACGGGAAGUGGAUCUGAACUUCCCCGUGUGGUGUUUGCUCUUACCAAAAACUUUUAUGAUACUGCACGAGGAAAACUCUUCGAGUGUGUUUUCAGUAUGCACAUUUGUACUGUUACAGUUUUAAGAAUAGUUUGGCCAGUCUGUAUUCUGUAGCGCUGAACAGCAGAAAGAGAGAAUUUCAGAAUGAAUGAAAAUACAGCAGUUCAGGAAACGGGACAUAUAUACGAGACACAGACUGACAUAUCAUACCCUGGGCAACUCUUGUUUGUACUGCAAGCAGAUUACAUGUCCUUUUCUGCUGAUGUCCCUUUGGGUGUAAUCAUCACUUAUUUUUAUACCAUAAGAGAGGAGUGAAUUAUGGUUGGCUGAUGUUGGAGAGUAAGAAAAACAAAAAUAUUACUCACAAAUAAGAUUAAUGCAGGCAUUCCUAUCAUCACUACACCAGUUAUAUUGAUAUCAUAUGUCAACAACCUAUGCAAGAGUACAAGAUGAUAUUUUUCAUGUGGGCCCCAUUAACCGAUAAAAUGAAGUAUUCAUGAACAAGCUAACAGAAAUGAUCAAUGAUUAUUGUCAUUGCUCAAGAGAAGUCACAUUUUUCAGUGAAAACAAUACACAUAUUUAUACUGAUAAUUAUUAUUCUUAAGCAGUUUCACUAACAGUAUUCAUAGACACACUUGUACUCUUAAUGUAUUAAUAAUAUGCACUAUGUUAUCAGACAGUAUGAACAACUUCACCAUGUAAUGUGUUCCAAUAAACAGUCCUGCAAUAAAUACUACCUUUGUGAA